ACCAACUUUAGCCAGCUUGCUAACAUGUAAUUCAGCGAAUGUGGUUGAACGGCACACACGGCGCUUUUCCUGGACUUAAAUGCACCAUAUGACAUUUCUAUUCAUACAUAAGGCAACUGAAAUAAUUGUCUUAAUGUUCGCUACUGCGUGUGUCUCCGUUACCGCCACCAGAACAUGUCCAGUUAGCCAGAACGCAGAAAUUGGUGGAUAACGAACCUGGUGAGUUAGCCGAGCCGAGCCGAGCCAGUUCGUUUGGACUGGGUUUGAACAGGUUUCGUCGCCCAAGAAGGACAAGCAAAGCCGGAUGCUGUGACUACCAUGAGUCCCGCAGGCUGCCCCCAUGUCAACAGCUUCAAAGUGGACAACUGGAAGCAGAACCUGAGGGUUAUUUAUCAGUGUUUCGUGUGGAGCGGUUCGGCGGAGACCAGAAAACGCAAGGCCAAGUCAUGCAUCUGCCACAUGUGCGGGGCCCACCUCAACAGACUCCACUCCUGCCUCUACUGCGUCUUCUUCGCCUGCUUUGCCAAAAAACACAUCCACGAACACGCCAAGAGCAAAAGGCAUAACCUAGCUAUUGACCUGCUGUACGGGGGAAUUUACUGCUUCAUGUGCCAAGACUACAUUUACGACAAAGACAUGGAACAGAUUGCCAAAGAGGAACAAAGGAAAGCCUGGAAAAUGCAAGGCAUAGGGGAGAAGUACUCGACAUGGGAGCCCACCAAGAGGGAGCUGGAGCUGCUCCGCCACAACCCCAAGAGGAGGAGAAUCACCUCCAACUGUACAAUUGGCCUGCGUGGUCUGAUAAACCUGGGCAACACAUGUUUCAUGAACUGCAUCGUCCAGGCGCUGACGCACACCCCGCUGCUGCGCGACUUCUUCCUGUCCGACCGGCACAAAUGCGAGAUGCAGAGCAACUCCUGCCUGGUGUGCGAGAUGUCUCAACUCUUCCAGGAGUUCUACUCAGGCCAUCGCUCGCCACACAUCCCGUUCCGCCUCCUCCACCUGGUGUGGACUCACGCCCGUCACCUGGCCGGCUACGAACAGCAAGACGCUCACGAGUUCCUCAUCGCAGCUCUGGACGUCCUGCACAGACACUGCAAAGAUGACAACGGGAAGAAAGCCAACAACCCGAACCACUGUAACUGCAUCAUCGACCAAAUCUUCACAGGGGGCCUGCAGUCUGACGUCACCUGUCAAGUCUGCCACGGUGUCUCAACGACCAUAGACCCCUUCUGGGACAUCAGCUUGGACCUUCCAGGCUCCUCCACCCCCUUCUGGCCCCUCAGCCCUGGAGGAGACGGUUCAGCACUUAACGGAGAGAGUCACACCACUGGAGCCACAACGCUCACAGACUGUCUGCGCAGGUUCACCAGACCAGAGCACCUUGGCAGCAGCGCUAAGAUCAAGUGCAGUGGUUGCCAUAGUUACCAGGAGUCCACCAAGCAGCUGACCAUGAAGAAGCUGCCCAUCGUGGCCUGCUUUCACCUCAAAAGGUUUGAGCAUUCAGCCAAACUACGGAGGAAGAUCACAACCUAUGUCUCCUUCCCUUUGGAGCUGGACAUGACCCCCUUCAUGGCCUCCAGUAAAGAGAGCAGGAUGAACGGACAGUACCAGCAGACCGUGGACCCCUUCAACAAUGACAACAAGUACAGCCUGUUUGCUGUAGUCAACCACCAGGGGACACUAGAGAGCGGCCAUUACACCACCUUCAUCCGGCAGCACAAGGACCAGUGGUUCAAAUGUGAUGAUGCCAUCAUCACAAAGGCCAGCAUCAAGGACGUCCUGGACAGUGAAGGGUACCUUUUGUUCUACCACAAACAGUUCCUGGAGUACGAAUAGUCCCCCUCCCCCCGCCCCAUUUCCACCACUUCCUCUUCCCUCCCCAUCAGCACAUCUGCAGGAGGAGAUGAGGGGAUGAUGCAAGGAUUAUGUGCAUGGAAAUAGAAAAAAAAAUGCAACAAAGUGAUGGGAGAGAUGCAAGAAAGCAGAACUCAUAAGUCUCACCUCUCAUAUUAAUAUAAUUCCACACAAUAAACUGUCCGCUGUGCAGGAGAGCGCUAAAAACAAAUGCAAGAACCUUCAAGAUGACAUUUAGAAAUGAGAUUUGUGGAAGCCCUGAAGGAAUAAUACUUGCAAAAUCUUUUCACUGGAUUUACAGAAGAAAGCAUCUUUUUUUUUUUUUUUUUGGAAACCUUAGUUUAUCUGGGGACAGUUUACUUGAUCACACAUAUGCUGUUCUUCACCGACGGCCUGCUUCGUGCUCACACAGCUGCAAAUACCACAAGGGGUUUAAAAAAUAAAAAAUGCAGAGCGGCGGCCUCUCGCUGGCUCCAGAAGUGAAUAUUCAAAUUCAACUUUCUCUGGGACACCAGCACACUCGUCCAGCACAUCCACACACGCCCCAAAAUGACCAAAUAUGACAAGGAUGGAAGUCGUCUUAUGCUUCUUUUUUGUUUUUUGUUUUUUUUUGCACCGAACGCAAAGAGUGAGGAAGAAAAAAAAAAAAAAGAAAUCGCAAGACAAAUGAUGUUAUGAGCAUGUAUAGACUAGAGACAGUUUAUUUUAUUCACUAUUCGUGAGUUUGUGAGUUGAAAACUUUAAAGUACAUGUUUUCUUUAGUUCAAAGGAUCGCCGAUCUGUUAUUUUCUGCCUCUAUCGCUGCUUCCAACAGUCACAGGGAGGGGAUAAAAAUGACACAGUGAAUAUUAUAUUUUUAUACAUACUGUAAUUAAAAGGUUUGUUUACGGUUUUUGCAUUCUCCCUGAACUCUCACGUUGUCUGUCCAUGUUAAAUUGUGCUGUCAAUCAUGUUUUUGUUUGGGGGUUUUAUUUGUAUAAGAAAGCUGAAUAGUACUGGUUAUUUUCAUGAGAAUGCUGCUAUGGUGGCUUAAUUUUUAGUUUUUUAAAUUUUCUUUGGCAUGUUUCUUUUUAAUCAGUUUUCAGACAGUACAGAGGCAUAUUCUCCAUGUUUAAGAUAUGUUGCUGUUGCUGUUUCAGGUAAAUGGCAAAAAAAAGAGAAGAAAAAAGGAGGCGUUAUUCUCAAUAGAGAGUGUGUAUAAUGGGUCAGAAGCUCGAUCCUGCAGUGUUAACCUUCGGCCGCAUGUUGCUCUAAUUCGGUGUGUUUGUGUAUGUGUGUGUGUGUGUGUGU
This is a messenger RNA of Scomber japonicus (chub mackerel), 3147 nucleotides long. It is a transcript of the gene usp22, whose product is annotated as ubiquitin specific peptidase 22. Lineage: Eukaryota; Metazoa; Chordata; Actinopteri; Scombriformes; Scombridae. Bases 319 to 1839 code for a protein of 506 amino acids. The transcript has 13 exons. Gene Ontology annotation, molecular function: zinc ion binding; cysteine-type deubiquitinase activity. Gene Ontology annotation, biological process: protein deubiquitination. The record is from RefSeq and is a predicted model, not a curated record.